ACAGAACCUCAUCGUCCACUCUUUUGGAGCGGUCAUACACUACAAAAUUUUUUCAUAGUUUAAAUUUGUAUUUUUUUCAAAUUUUUUAUUUGCAAUGACUUAAGUACAACAUAAAGCUUUAUAGUUUCACCCAACGCAGAGUAGAACUGCCCACAAAAUAUUUGUAUGAUAUCUAUACACAUAAAUGGCUUUUUCUGAUAUUUUCAGAACAGUUUUAUUUGGCAUUCCUGUGGGCAUCACAAUUAUAGAUGUAUUUGGAUAUGUUGCUCGCGUUGAUGGUGUAUCUAUGCAACCUGCACUGAAUCCAGAAAGUAAUACUGACUACGUUUUCUUAAAUAAACUUUCAGUGAGAUUGUAUCAGGUUUCAAGAGGAGAUGUUGUUGCCUUAUUUUCACCUAAAGAUCCAGAACAGAAGCUGAUUAAACGUAUCAUUGGUUUGGAAGGAGAUGUCAUAAAAACUCUCAACUACAAAGCUCCUACAGUUACAGUACCUGCUGGACAUUGUUGGGUGGAAGGUGAUAAUGCUAAUAACUCAAUGGAUUCUAAUUUGUUUGGCCCAAUCGCAUUAGCUUUGAUCACUGCAAAAGCUACAGCAAUUGUGUGGCCCCCUAAAAGGUGGCAAAGUGUGAAAUCAGAUAUUCCAAAAGAUCGGAAACUUUCUCUUCAAAUAGAAUACUGAUAACGGUGGUACAGUUAAAUACAUACAUGUGAUAAUGAGGUCAGUUUGUUUUGUUGAUAAGAUAGAAUUAGACUUUUCAGGCAAUAUACUCGCCGAUGCCAUUGCACUAGGUGAUAUAGAUAAUGAUGGAGAAAAUGAACUUGUAGUUGGAACAAUCAAUGGUGAAUUGUCAAUCUUCAAAGGUGAAAAAUUAUGGCAAACCAUAUCUGGUUUAGGUAUGAUAUCAAGUGUAGGAGUUGGUGAUAUAAUGAAUUGUGGGAGCAAUGCCGUUGUUGCUAUUAGUGGGGAAGGAUGGUGUCAUUUUUAUAUGUGUAUUAAUCAAAACAAACCUAAUAUUUGUGAAAAACUUCAACUAGUUUAUCAAAGGAGGAUCCCUACGAAUGCAAAGGUUAUGGUUUUGGGUGAUAUUCAAGGUGAUGGUCAGACAGACUUGAUUGUAGGAUUAACUGAUAGGGUGGUGAGGAUAUAUCGGUGGCUUCAGACCCGGGAAGUUGCUAGUCUAGUUUGCCUCAAUAAGUGUGAGUGUGCAAGCCAGAUUGGAUCAAUAUGCAUUGGAAAAGAUCUUGAAAGAAAACCAUGCGUGUUAGUUUCUCAACCUGGAGCAACUUAUAUGACAAUUUCAAACAGCCAAGAAGAAAACCCAUUGGUUGAGUACCAUGAAGUACCUUUGCCUAAACUUACUUGCAGUAGCAUUAGCAGUCAGAUUGUUGGUUGUGUUGGAAAUGACUCAAGUAUUGGUGUUGUUGCACUCGAUGGCACGGUUUCAUACAUUAAUAAGCAGAAGCUUUUAUGGACUAUAAAUGUUGAGCAACAGUUAUUUAAAGCUGGUAAAGUUAGUGUCUGUAAUGAAGGAGGCGAGCAGAUAGUUACCAGUGCUUGGUCCGGCCACACUUUUAUCAUAGACACUCAGAGUAACAUUGUUUGCUUUGAAGUUGGUCAAGCAAUACAGAGUUUCAUAUCAGGAGUUUAUGCCAAUAACAAAUCUACCUCUUUUAUAUAUGUUACUUACAGCAAUAAAAUUCUUGUCUAUUUUAAUAUUGAAAUAGAAAGAAUGGUCCUUUAUAGCCUGUAUGCUUUACAAGCAAAUGAUCCUGAAUUUUCUUCGUAUACAAGACAAGAGCUCAAAGAAAUGACUGAAUAUUACCUUUACCAUGAAGAUAGUGAAGAUAAAAAAACUUCCGAUGAAGAAGAAACAGUCUGAUUUUGGCUAUAGCUGUUGUAUAAUAUAGUCUGAAACAUUUUUAUUGUAACAUUUUGCAAUUACAGCCAUUAAAAAAAGAUAUUUGUACCUUUUUAAAUUCGCCAAUAUAUUAUAUUAUUCCUAAUAAUUAUUUAAAUAUUUAUUA
Molecule: messenger RNA, 2025 nt
Organism: Nezara viridula (southern green stink bug)
Lineage: Eukaryota; Metazoa; Arthropoda; Insecta; Hemiptera; Pentatomidae
Source: the annotation of a GenBank genome assembly